CACUGAUUUCUACUCAUCCUCAAUCGAUGGCAGAUCCAUCUUCAAGGACGUGCAUGCGUAUGCAGCGAAAGCAACUGUAACUGUCCGCUCAGCCGAAAGUGGUCUGACCGGCGAGCAACCUACGGGCCUGACUUUGCUGCUUCCUGCUGACGAGCCUACACUCGCUGGUACCGUCCGCGUUCGUUUGCUUGAUCGUCCGAUCGAUCCGCGCAAGACUUGAUCGAGCUGCACAAGACUUCCUUUCUCUAUUUCUGAAGCAGGAAUCCGCUCAUCAUGACUUCGGCAGCAUCGUCAAGUCCGCAGGCAGGCGCCAUAGGUGCCUCGCUGUCCAACAUGCUCGACGAGGUUGAGGCCCAAUUCACCCUCAGCAAGGACAAGUUACUCGAACUAACGCACCACUUCUCCGAGCUCUACACAUAUGGACUGGGAGUAAAGGGCGCCGAUAUGCCGAUGAUUCCUUCCUUCGUCACGGGUCUUCCCGACGGGAAAGAGAAAGGCACAUUCCUGGCCAUGGACCUCGGCGGCACCAAUCUACGUGUUUGCGAAGUAAAGCUAAAAGGUGACCAUACAUUCGAGAUUCGGCAGCAAAAGUACCGGGUCUCUGAUGCGCUCAAGAAGGGACCUGUUGCGGAUCUGUUCGAAUACAUGGCCGAGAGCGUGGAACGCUUCUUGAAUGAAUUUGGAACCGAAACGGACGCUGGCGAAGAUGAAUUGCUGAUGGGAUUCACAUUCAGUUUUCCGGUCGAACAAACUACGAUCGACCGAGGUGCACUCCUCUUCUGGACAAAAGGAUUCAACUGCCCAGACGCGCCAGGCAAGGACGUGGUGCAGCUCCUUCAAAAUGCACUCGACAAGAAGCACAUCAAAGUGCGGGUUAACGCACUAGUCAAUGAUACCGUGGGCACCCUGCUCACCCGCAGCUACCAGACUGGAGGUGCGAUCCUGGGCGCCAUCUUUGGGACAGGUACCAAUGGCGCGUACUUGGAGAGCAUCGAGCGGAUCAAAAAGAUCAAGGUCUCAUCGCAAGGCCAGGCAGGGCCGACGCACAUGGUUAUUAACACCGAGUGGGGCAGCUUUGACAACGCGAGGACAGUUUUGCCUACAACUCAGUUUGACAACUUUGUCGACCGGACAGCUCUGAGGCAACGACAUCAUCUUUUCGAGAAGAUGAUCAGUGGGAUGUACCUCGGGGAGGUCGCGCGGGCAGUCAUUAUCUAUUUGAUCGACAAUCUGGUGCUUUUCUCCGGCUUCUCAUCGGCGACCUUGAAUACACAAUACGGCCUGGACACCGCUUACAUGUCCAUGAUCGAAGCGGACAUCGACAAUGGCAACCCGACGAGCGGCUCGAACGGCACGCGCGAGGUUCUGACACAGAAGCUGGGCCUGCGAGCCGAGCAUGUCUCGGAUGUGGAUGUCGAGACGGUCCGGCGCAUCGUCCGCUUCGUCGGGACGCGCGCGGCCAGGCUCAGCGCCACCGCCGUAGCUGGCACGCUGAUCCACACGGGCAACAUCCAGGACGAUGGUACGGGUAAGCAAGUCAAUGUCGGCGUCGACGGCUCCCUCGCAGAGCUCUACCCGCAUUUCGAGGAGCGCAUGCGUAUCGCGCUGAGGGACAUCGUCGGGGAAGACGCAGAGAAGCGCGUCAAGUUCGGUCUAGCAAAAGAUGGGAGUGGCGUCGGUGCGGCUUUGGGCGCGGCAGCAGCAAAGAAACAACGCACAGCUGGCCACAGAGUAGAAGCAAACUGAGCCAAAGAGUGCUCUUGCAUCUGGUCUUGCUGAUAUGCAGCUCGUAUCACUUUGUAUCAUUUGCGACAUAACCUGCUCCAAUUGCAAAAAGCAAGCAUCCGAGCAGCCAACAAUGAAAAAUGAG
Molecule: messenger RNA, 1870 nt
Organism: Tilletiaria anomala UBC 951
Lineage: Eukaryota; Fungi; Basidiomycota; Exobasidiomycetes; Georgefischeriales; Tilletiariaceae
Exons: 6
Coding region: 274-1746 (490 amino acids)
Biological process (GO): glycolytic process; glucose 6-phosphate metabolic process; intracellular glucose homeostasis
Cellular component (GO): cytosol; mitochondrion
Molecular function (GO): D-glucose binding; glucokinase activity; ATP binding
Source: RefSeq, a predicted model, not a curated record